AUGAGUCAGUUCACGGGGGAGCAGCGCGCGUUCGCGGUUCAAGCGUUUUACGAAAAUGGUCAUUCUUACAUUAUUGUGCGGCGUAUGUUCAGAGUUAAAUUCAAUUUACGGAGUAUCCGGCAGUGUCCUAGUACUCAGUUGCUAAAACAGUGGCUGAAGAGGUUCCAAGAAACUGGUUCGACGCUACCAAUGAGACGUCAAGGUCGCUCCCGUACUUUACGCACGGAGCAAGCGAUUCAGGAGGUUAAUCGAUCUGUCCAAAAAUGCGGAACUCACUACGCGAAGACGUUCGGCGAUUUUGAGGAUUUCGCGAAGCAGCUUAAGACGAAUUUUGAGACAAGAUUUGAAGCUUCAUCCUUAUAA
Parnassius apollo (apollo) is the source of this 363-nucleotide messenger RNA. NCBI's taxonomy places the organism in Eukaryota, Metazoa, Arthropoda, Insecta, Lepidoptera, Papilionidae. The record is from the annotation of a GenBank genome assembly.